Messenger RNA from Drosophila busckii, 4997 nucleotides. RefSeq names its product aminopeptidase N. Gene Ontology annotation, cellular component: cytoplasm. Gene Ontology annotation, biological process: proteolysis; peptide catabolic process. NCBI's taxonomy places the organism in Eukaryota, Metazoa, Arthropoda, Insecta, Diptera, Drosophilidae. The transcript is spliced from 14 exons. Bases 861 to 4286 code for a protein of 1141 amino acids. The record is from RefSeq and is a predicted model, not a curated record. Gene Ontology annotation, molecular function: zinc ion binding; peptide binding; metalloaminopeptidase activity.
CUGAAUCGCGUAGGUUGUCGGUCUCGAGUGCGCGCUUGUUGUUCUCUACGCUCUAUCGUUAUACACUGGCGAGUUCUAUGGCUCAAAAAUAAUACAACUAUUUUGUUGGCCAACAGCGUUUUUGUUUUAUUCAACGCUCACUAGACCAAGUCCUAAGCAGACAACACCGUAGAGUAUUAGCAACGCCAAACCCGCGCCACGGGCUCUCAUGCAAAUGCAACAGAAUUUGCCACACACAUACACAGACACACACUAAGAUACAGCGAGACAUAGAAAGGAGCUGAAGAUACAAGAGCUAGAUAAGAAUUUCUUCAGCCUCAACACAUUUUUCCACACACACUGCACAGUGGGACGAAAGCAGCAGCGGUGCACGCCUCUUUGUUUAUUGGAGCAACGGUUGCACUCAACGCGGGACGCGCCACAACAAGAUGCCAGCCAUUUAGCCAUAUAAAAAUAAACAUAAUGCUCCAAUAGGCCAUACACAUAGCUACAAACUUACCAUACAUGCUGCAUGCCACAAGCAAGUGCUGCACAAGAAUAUACUUUGGAGUGAACACGCUGCUGAGCAACGCGUUGUGCAAUCGCGAAAAAUAUAAGAAAUUCCAAAUAGCAAUCUAAUAAAUGGUCAGCCGACAGCCGCAGCAGCAGCAGCAGCAGCAACUCGCAACUUGCCACAAAAAUAAAUAAAUAACUGAGUGCAUUGGCAUUGCCCCCACAGCCCACAGCUCAGCUGGCAGCCCGAAGCUCCAGCUCCAGCUACAGCAACUACUUCCAGCACGCGUUAGCCCACAUAGACGUAGGUCGUGGCCAAGGUGUAUAAGCCCAAUCGCAGCCGCAACGAGGUGUACACAUUUGGCACCAUGGAAGGCGGUUACGUAAACGAAGCCAUUAUAUCGUACUCAAAUCCUAAACUGCAAAAUUCAUCAAUCUAUGCGCCAACAACAAUAACAACUAGUGCCAUUGAAGUCGCUUCACCAACAUCACCAACAGCAUCAACUCCACAAGUGCCUAGCUCAGCCAGCGAUUCGCCAACAGGGGCUAAUACUAGCCUACAUGGAUAUGUCAUGAGUUUGCGCAAUUUCAAGUUCAACGGCACGCGAAAUAUUAGAAAACGCUUACAUUUCGAUUUUAUAUCAAAGGACAGAUUUUUGGGCGGCCAGCUCAAGACUAAAAAUGGCCAGAAAUAUGUUUUCAAUGGACCACCCUCAGGGGUAUAUGUUUCCAAAACUUGUUUGAUAUUAACUGCGCUUAUCAUAGCCGCAGCCUUGAUAUCCUCCGUGCUGAUUACCUACUUCCUGACCUCACAGGCUAUACCCAUAGCAGAUGUUAGUCCCAGCGCCCAAGCGCAGUCCCACGAUCAGGCCAGCUUAAGUGUCCAGGAGCCAGCAGCUAAUGUCAGUGCCAAAGACAAAGAGCUUGAAGCGCCAGUUCAACAUGCCAAGUUUAAUAUACCCGACUGGAUAAAACCACCGGCAACUGAAGCGCCUGUAGUCCCAGUGACUGUGCCGCCCAUUGGCGAAAUUCCCAAGAAUGAGCUGCUGCCCAUUGAAAACAGCACCAAGAACGUGGAACGCACGCUGCAGCUUUACGAGGGCUGGCGUCCAGCUCACUAUACAAUUGUCAUUGAGCCAAAUGUUGCAGCGUCUGCCAGCAACGGCAGCAUUUUUAUUGAGAUCGAACGUGACGCCAAGGUGACCACUUGGCAGCCCAUUGUGCUGGAUGUGCACAAUGUCAGCAUCGCCAAUGUGCGCAUCAUACGCUUGCCCCUGCUCAAUGACAGCGAGGAGGUCGAGCUGGACUUUGACAGCGACUACGGCGAGGACAAUGCAACGUUUGUAAUCAAGUUGGACAAGAAGCUGGCCGCGGAGCAGCAGCUGCGAGUGCUGCUUAGCCUGGACUUCGUCAGCCAGAUUACAGAUACGCUGCAGGGCAUCUACAAGACCAGCUACAUUAAUCCGGAUACCAAGCAAUUGGAUUGGGUUAUUAGCACACAGUUCUCGCCUAUUGAUGCGCGUCGUGCUUUCCCCUGCUUCGAUCGUCCAGACAUGAAGGCCAACUUUACUGUCAGCAUUGUGCGUGAAUCUUCAAAGAAAAUGGCGCUCUCCAACAUGCCCAGAAAGCGCAGCAGCAUUCAUCGUCCUGGCUUUAUACGCGAUGACUUUAAGACCACGCCCAAGAUGCCUACCUAUCUGCUGGCGUUUAUUGUCUCCAACAUGGUUGGCUCGGGCUUUGCGGACCUGGACGGCAGCUUGACGCCGCGCGUGGAAAUCUGGACUCGUCCCACAUUUAUCGAUAUGACGCGCUAUGCUUAUAAUAUGGUGCGCCAGUUUCUACCUUACUAUGAGAAUUACUUUGGCAUCAAGAACCAGCUGCCCAAGAUUGAUCUUGUGUCCGUGCCGGACUUUGGCUUCGGCGCUAUGGAGAAUUGGGGUCUAAUUACGUUCCGCGACUCUGCGCUGCUGGUGCCAGAGGAUCAGGAGUUGGCUUCCUCAUCGGAGCAUAUGCAGUAUGUGGCGCAGAUAAUAGCGCACGAGCUGGCGCAUCAAUGGUUCGGCAAUCUGGUGACGCCCAAGUGGUGGGAUGAUCUCUGGCUAAAGGAAGGCUUUGCCUGCUACAUGAGCUACCUGGCGCUGAAUCACAUACAUCCUGAAUAUCAAAUAAUGGAUACCUUUACCAUUAUGGAAUUCAAGCAGUCUAUGCAACAUGAUGCCACCAACACCUCGCAUCCUAUUUCAUUCGAUGUGAAGACCACUAACGAUGUGCGUCGCAUAUUCGAUCCGAUUAGCUACUCCAAGGGCACCAUACUGCUGCGCAUGUUGAACUCCAUUGUGGGCAAUGACGCCUUUCGCGCAGCCACGCAGGAUCUGCUCAUGUCGUUUGCCUAUAGGAACAUGGAUCGCGAUGAUCUGUGGGCUUAUCUCACACACCAUGGGCAUGAGAAGGGCACGCUGCCAAAGGACCUGAAUGUCAAGCAAAUCAUGGACUCCUGGAUAACCCAAGCUGGCUAUCCGGUGGUCAAUGUAGAGCGCAAUGGCUUGGAUUUGAUACUGCGCCAGGAGCGUUAUCUGCUGCCCAGUCGCAAUCCAGCCGAUCACAGUCGCUGGUAUAUACCCAUCAACUUUGAAACCGAUGAGCGCCGCAAGGGCGACAAUAUACCCACACACUGGAUGAGCCAAGAUGAGCAACAACUGGUCAUCAACGAUGUCUUCACCAGCACGAACAAUUCCGAUAAUGUAGUGUAUCUGAAUUUGAAUCGACAAAGUUAUUAUCGAGUGAAUUACGAUGUCAACUCCUGGCUGGCAUUGAAGAAAAACUUUAGCAGCUUGCCACGCAUAACGCGCGCCCAGCUCUUGGAUGAUGCACUGCAUCUGUCACAGGCAGAGUACUUGACCUACGAUAUACCCUUGACCUUCCUCAUGGAGCUGUUUACAGCCGUGGACGAUGAGCUGCUGUGGAGUGCGGCCAAGCCAGGUCUCAACUAUCUCAUCUACAAUCUAAAACGCGAGCCAGCCUAUGAGACUUUCAGGGCAUUCAUGAAGUUUAUUGUGCGUCCUGCAUUUAAUCAUUAUGGACUCAAUGAGCCGGACAAUGAGUCGCAUCUGCAGCUGAAGCAUCGUGCUUUGGUGGCCAGCUUAGCCUGCAAGUUCAACUACGAUCGCUGCACGCAGGUGGCACAAAUGAAGUUCCGCGAAUGGAUGAAGGAUCCCAAAAAGAAUCCCAUUAAGCCCAAUCUGAAGUCAGUUAUAUAUUGCACGGCGCUGGCGGAGGGCUCCUAUCAGGAAUGGUACUUUGCCUAUAAGCAAUACAAACGCAGCAAUAGCGCUUCGGAAAAGGAAGAAAUACUCUCAUCUCUUGGCUGCACCACUAAGCCCUGGCUACUGUCCAAAUAUCUGGAUUUGACCAUUAACUCCACAUCGGGCAUAUUGAAGCAGGAUGGCGGUCUGGCCUUUAGCGCUGUAGCUACCAAUGACAUUGGCUAUGAGAUUGCCUUUGAUUUUCUGCAGACCAACAUUAAACAAAUUGUCGAUUACUAUGGCGAUGGUUUCUCCACCAUAUCCGACAUGAUCAAGUCGCUGACCAUCUAUAUGAACAAGGAGUAUCACAAGCAGCAGCUGCAGGCACUGGCCGCCAAAUGUCGCAAAUUGGGACUAAAUGAAGUGGAGAUGGCCAUUGAUUUGGCCAUGGUGCAGGUCAAUAACAACAUACACUGGCGCAAUCAUUCCUAUGAGAGUCUCAAAGGUUUUCUCGAGGCCAUUGUCAGCGAGUUCCAGAUCAACAUCUUCUAAGCAUAAUUUUAGUUUUGCAGCUUUUUAACCAAAAACAAAACAUCAACACAAAAAUGCGACUAUAUUAUUAUGCAACAGCCUCAAUAUAAUUUUAAAAAACGAAUUGUUUGCGAAAAGUGAUAUAAACGUGUAAGUUUAGCCAACAUAGCCUAAGUAAUAGUUAUUUUACUUUUUGCAAUUGUAUGUACUAAAUAUCUUAUAAUUAUUUAAAAAUGCUUCAUUUGUUUCAUUCGUGCCGUUAUUUAUUUUGUUUUUUCCUAACGUUCCUAAAGUUUUUUAACCAAAAAUUGUAGCUUACUAUCAUCACACGAAAAGCAUCAACAUACAUAGUAUAUCAUUUAUUUCUUAGCACACUGUCUAAUGCUGCUGCGUAAAAUCUUUACACUUACUACUUGGAUCUUGACUUAUAAGCCAUUUAGCCUUAAGUAAACCAAAAAUAUAUAAUUUAAACCACUAUAAAUACAACGCCAGGGAGCACUGAAUUAUGUCUAUUUUUGCUAAUAUUUAUUAAGUUCAUAUAUAAUGUGUCACAGGGUCUCGCUUGAGGCAAACAAUUGAGUGUCCUUAAUGCAUGGUUUAAAAUACUGCAAAAGCAAGCCAUCAUAAGAAAAAGAUCAACAUUUUGAUGUACAAGUUAACUAACCAUUGUGUAUUUUAUAUAAUAUCUUAAAAUUAAAUAUUUCGCUUAAUGCACAAUCAUGUAAAUAAGUU